CUUUAUAACACCCACGCCCCCUCGCUCUCUCUCGCACCACAGACAAUACCCGCUUCUCUUCGAGAGAGAGAGAGAGAUGGAGAAAUUAGCGGGCUCCACCUCCGGUGCCGCCCCAACAGCGUCGUCGUUUGCGAGUCCGAGGGCGUACGGGCGGGCGCUGGCGGAGACACCCAGGCGGCUGAGGCGGCGUGCGGGGUCGGUGACGACGACGUACGAGGAGAUGAGUCGGGUGCGGGCGCGGUCAGGGCCGGGCAUGGCGCGGGAGCUGCGGUGGCCGGACCUCGUGGGGCUUGGACUCGGGGGAAUGGUCGGCGCCGGGGUUUUCGUGGCCACCGGCCGGGCCACUCGCCUCAAAGCCGGCCCCGCCGUCGUGGUGUCCUAUGCCAUUGCUGGGCUCUGUGCCCUCCUGUCAGCGUUCUGCUACACCGAGUUCGCCGUCGACAUGCCUAUCGCCGGCGGCGCCUUCAGCUACCUCAGGGUCACCUUCGGGGAAUUUGCGGCCUUUUUGACAGGAGCAAAUCUAAUAAUGGAAUACGUGUUCUCGAACGCGGCAGUGGCGCGGAGCUUCACAACAUAUCUAGGGACGGCAAUCGGUGUGGACGCGGCGGCGCGUUGGCGGAUCACAGUCUCCGGCCUCCCCAAGGGCUUCAACCAGAUCGAUCUCCUUGCGGUGACCAUAGUUCUGAUCGUCUCUGUGUGCAUUUGUUACAGUACGAAGGAAAGCUCGGUUCUAAACUUGGUGCUGACAUCGAUCCACAUAGCCUUCAUCCUGUUUAUAAUUCUCAUGGGAUUCUGGCGUGGGGACUGGAAGAACUUCACGCACCCGGCGAACCCGGCCAAGAACGCCGGCGGGUUCUUCCCCUACGGCGCCUCGGGGGUCUUCAAUGGAGCGGCCAUGGUCUACCUCAGCUACAUCGGCUACGACGCCGUGUCCACCAUGGCAGAGGAGGUGAAGAACCCCACCCGCGACAUCCCCAUCGGCGUAUCGGGCUCGGUCGUCCUCGUCACCGUUCUCUACUGCCUCAUGGCUGCCUCCCUCGCCAUGCUCCUCCCCUACGACGCCAUCGACACGGAAUCGCCGUUCUCGGGGGCGUUCAGCGGAUCGGACGGCUGGAGAUGGGUGUCCAACGUGAUCGGGGCGGGGGCGGGAUUCGGGAUCCUGACGUCGUUGCUGGUGUCGAUGCUGGGGCAGGCGAGGUACCUGUGUGUGAUCGGACGGUCGAACGUUGUGCCAGCGUGGCUCGCCCGGGUCCACCCUUCCACCGCCACGCCCGUCAACGCCUCCGCUUUCCUCGGGGUGUUCACAGCUGCGAUAGCUCUAAUCACGGAACUGGACGUCCUCCUCAACCUUGUCUCCAUCGGCACCCUCUUCGUCUUCUACAUGGUGGCCAAUGCGGUGAUCUACAGGCGUUACGUGGUGGUGGGAUCCACCAACCCAUGGCCCACCAUCUCCUUUCUCCUCUGCUUCACCUCUGCAUGUCUUGCCCUCACCCUUGCAUGGCGAUUCGCUCCUCCCGGGAGGACGAAGGCUCUUCUCCUUGUCGGGUUCGCCGUGGCGGCCAUCGCCCUCGUCCAGGCCUUCCUAGUCCUCGUGCCGCAGGCUCGAGAGCCCGAGUUCUGGGGUGUGCCAUUGAUGCCUUGGAUACCAUCCAUCUCCAUAUUCCUGAAUUUGUUCUUGUUGGGUUCUCUUGAUGGGCGAUCGUAUAUACGGUUCGGCUUCUUCUCGGUUCUUGCUGUACUGGUUUAUGUUCUAUAUAGCGUGCAUGCGAGUUUUGAUGCUGAAGAGAAUGGUGAUGUACUCAAAGUUGGAGAUAGUUGGAGACAUCCAGAGGAAAAUAAUGAUAGAAGCUUCACGGUGUGAAGGGAACUGUAGAAGAAUAGUGCUAUGUUUUGUUUUCUUUUCUUACGUCAUGGUUAUCUUUCUUUAUUUGAUGGGGUUUAUGCGGAGUUGAAUUGUGGGCGAAAAGGGAAUUCUGAGAGGCAAAAAUGAAAGGAACAGCAGGUCUUCCUAAAGAAAAAAAAAAGGCUGAAUGUAUGGUGCAUUUCAGAAAAUUCUUCAACUGUUUCAAUCUGGGGCUCAUCUUUGUUCCCCAAAAAUCAAAGAGUGCCAUAAAGAUAUA
Elaeis guineensis (African oil palm) is the source of this 2120-nucleotide messenger RNA. Its product is annotated as cationic amino acid transporter 6, chloroplastic. Gene Ontology annotation, molecular function: amino acid transmembrane transporter activity. NCBI's taxonomy places the organism in Eukaryota, Viridiplantae, Streptophyta, Magnoliopsida, Arecales, Arecaceae. Gene Ontology annotation, biological process: transmembrane transport; amino acid transport. Gene Ontology annotation, cellular component: plasma membrane. The record is from RefSeq and is a predicted model, not a curated record.